AUGAUAAGCUCGCAAAAUCCAUCUCAAACAGCAGAAUCGCUGGUUGCCGCCCUUGAGAAGUAUGGCCAAGGCGACUAUAUUGGCGAAUCAAUCAGCCAGCUUGAACAUUGUCUUCAAGCAGCGCACCAGGCUAAGUUAUCCGGUGCUUGUGACGAGCUGGUUAUUGCAGCGCUGUUCCAUGAUAUUGGCCAGAUCAUUCCCUUAGAAUCCACCAAAGAAGCCCGGAUGAAUCUUCGCGAGAGCGACGAAAACGUCGGCCGUGUCGGUCAUGAGGCUAUCGGUGCCGCUUAUCUACGAAAUUUGGGCUUCAGCGAGACUGUCUGUCGCUUGGUUAACAGCCACGUUGCAGCUAAACGAUAUCUUACUGCUGUAAAUCGUAAAUAUUACGAUUCCUUAUCCUCGGCUUCACAGAAGUCCCUGGCAUUCCAAGGAGGGCCUUUCCAGGGUGCAGAACUACAGCAUUUUGAGCAGGACCCUUUGCGGGAUGAGAUGGUCUCACUUCGGCUUUGGGAUGAUGGAGCUAAGUUAGUUGAUGUUGAGUCGACCACACCGCGUGCCCGGUCAUAUAUGGAAAUUAUCACGGCUCAUUUGGCCCAGACUGCAGCAUAG
Penicillium manginii is the source of this 609-nucleotide messenger RNA. Its product is annotated as HD domain-containing protein. The transcript has 3 exons. The record is from RefSeq and is a predicted model, not a curated record. NCBI's taxonomy places the organism in Eukaryota, Fungi, Ascomycota, Eurotiomycetes, Eurotiales, Aspergillaceae. The coding region runs from base 1 to 609 and encodes 202 amino acids.